Molecule: messenger RNA, 399 nt
Organism: Aplosporella prunicola CBS 121167
Lineage: Eukaryota; Fungi; Ascomycota; Dothideomycetes; Botryosphaeriales; Aplosporellaceae
Product: glycoside hydrolase family 79 protein
Exons: 1
Coding region: 1-399 (132 amino acids)
Source: RefSeq, a predicted model, not a curated record
AUGACAAAAGGAGUCGAGCGCGUGUCGAUGCAGCUUGGAAUUAAUUUCAAAAUUUUAGCUUGGCAGCCAAUCACCACCAAUAGUGAACAUCCAAAGGCUGUCCACGGCAACUACUAUAGAAUGGUCUUUACAGCGGACUUUAUCGGUAUCGAAAGAAACCUUAAAAUUUCAAGCAUUCCGACCAGCGGGCACCCCAACAUUACUAUGUAUACCGGUUAUAACAACGACAAGCUUAAGAAGAUCGCGGUACUGAACCUAGAGCUAUGGGAUAGUGCGAGAGACAAUUACAGAAUUUUUCAAGAAAUUGAGCUUACAGGGUUAGGCAGACUCGUAAAGAAGGUCAAGGUCUCGAGGCUUACCGCGCCUGAUGGAGCUAGGGCCCGAACCGGGAUUACAUAG